CCGGAAGAGGUAGCCCUGGGGACUAGAAGGCUCUAGAAGCGUCUAGAAGUUUCAUAGCAUUUGUGUGCACCCUCUAUAAAAGCAGCAGCAAGCCAUUGCCGGCUUGUCAGUAUAGAAGAAAAUUUCGUGCGGUGAGCGUCUGUUUAAGGACAAAAAACAAAGCGAAAAAGUGAUUUUUAUUUUCUGCCCAAAGAAAACUGAAUACAUAUUGUUUCUAAAGUUUAUUCUGUGAAAAAUUAUACAAGAUGCCAGAAGAAACGGAGACUUUCGCAUUCCAGGCUGAGAUUGCUCAGCUGAUGUCGUUGAUCAUCAACACAUUCUAUUCGAACAAGGAGAUCUUUUUGCGUGAAUUGAUUUCGAAUGCGUCCGAUGCCCUCGACAAGAUCCGCUAUGAAUCGCUGACGGAUCCCAGCAAACUUGACUCCGGCAAGGAGCUGUAUAUCAAGCUCAUCCCCAAUAAGACCGCUGGCACAUUGACCAUCAUCGAUACUGGCAUCGGUAUGACCAAAUCCGAUUUGGUCAAUAACUUGGGCACCAUUGCCAAGUCGGGCACCAAGGCAUUCAUGGAGGCGUUGCAGGCUGGCGCCGAUAUUUCCAUGAUUGGUCAAUUUGGUGUCGGUUUCUAUUCGGCCUAUUUGGUGGCUGAUCGCGUCACGGUCACCUCCAAGAACAACGAUGAUGAACAGUAUAUCUGGGAGUCGUCUGCCGGUGGCUCGUUCACUGUUCGUGCCGAUAACUCGGAACCAUUGGGCCGCGGCACCAAAAUUGUGCUGUACAUCAAGGAGGAUCAGACCGAUUACCUCGAGGAGAGCAAGAUUAAGGAGAUCGUGAACAAGCACUCGCAGUUCAUUGGUUAUCCCAUCAAGUUGCUGGUGGAGAAGGAGCGCGAGAAGGAGGUCAGCGACGAUGAGGCCGAGGAUGAGAAGAAGGAGGGCGAAGAGAAGAAGGAGAUGGACACCGAUGAGCCUAAGAUCGAGGAUUUGGGCGAGGAUACCGACACCACCACCAAGAAGAAGAAGACCAUCAAGGAGAAAUACACCGAAGAUGAGGAGCUUAACAAGACGAAGCCCAUCUGGACACGCAAUCCCGAUGAUAUCUCGCAGGAGGAAUACGGAGAGUUCUACAAGUCCUUGACCAACGACUGGGAGGAUCAUUUGGCCGUCAAGCAUUUCUCCGUCGAGGGUCAGUUGGAGUUCCGUGCCCUGUUAUUCAUUCCCCGACGCACACCCUUCGAUCUUUUUGAGAACCAGAAGAAGCGGAACAACAUCAAGCUGUAUGUGCGUCGCGUCUUCAUCAUGGACAACUGCGAGGAUCUCAUUCCCGAGUACUUGAACUUCAUGAAGGGUGUUGUUGACUCCGAGGAUCUGCCAUUGAACAUCUCCCGUGAGAUGUUGCAGCAGAACAAGGUGCUCAAGGUCAUCCGCAAGAAUCUAGUCAAGAAGACCAUGGAGCUGAUCGAGGAGCUCACCGAGGACAAGGAGAACUACAAGAAGUUCUACGAUCAGUUCAGCAAGAACCUCAAGCUGGGCGUCCACGAGGAUAGCAACAAUCGUGCUAAGCUCGCCGAUUUCUUGCGCUUCCACACCUCCGCGUCUGGCGAUGAUUACUGCUCUUUGUCCGACUAUGUGUCGCGCAUGAAGGAGAACCAGAAGCACAUCUACUUCAUCACCGGUGAGACCAAGGAUCAGGUCAGCAACUCGUCGUUUGUGGAGCGUGUCAAGGCACGUGGCUUUGAGGUCGUCUACAUGACCGAACCCAUUGACGAGUAUGUCAUUCAGCAUCUUAAGGAGUACAAGGGCAAACAGCUGGUGUCCGUCACCAAGGAGGGUCUCGAACUGCCCGAAGAUGAGGCCGAGAAGAAGAAACGCGAGGAGGACAAGGCCAAAUUCGAGAGCCUCUGCAAACUGAUGAAAUCCAUUCUCGACAACAAAGUCGAAAAGGUUGUUGUCUCCAAUCGUCUGGUGGAUUCACCCUGCUGCAUUGUCACCUCGCAGUUUGGCUGGUCCGCUAACAUGGAGCGCAUCAUGAAGGCGCAGGCAUUGCGUGACACCUCCACCAUGGGUUACAUGGCCGGCAAGAAGCAUUUGGAGAUCAAUCCGGAUCAUCCGAUUGUGGAGACACUGCGCCAGAAGGCUGAUGCCGAUAAGAACGAUAAGGCCGUCAAGGAUCUGGUCAUUCUGUUGUUCGAGACAUCGCUGCUCUCGUCCGGCUUCUCCCUGGACAGCCCCCAGGUGCAUGCCAGCCGCAUUUAUCGCAUGAUCAAGCUGGGCCUUGGCAUCGACGAGGAUGAGCCAAUGACCACUGAGGAUGCUCAGAGUGCUGGCGAUGCUCCUUCUCUCGUCGAGGACACCGAGGAUGCUUCCCACAUGGAGGAGGUCGAUUAAGCACACAAUCCAUCACCACCUCCUUUCUCAGCUCAUACAUGUACCACUCGCCCACGCCAUCAUCACCCAUCACUCUCCAGCUACCCAAAUUACAUAGAAACUAGAAACAUAUUUCAUAAAAUACCAAACAAAAAAAAUUGCCGAUUAUGUUAUGUGUAACAGAAUGGAGCUCUGUAAAAUGUUUCAGUUAAAAUUUGUGUUAACAUUUUGUCGCGUUGUAGGCGACAAUAAUACGCUUAAAACUCACCACACAUAACCGUAAUUUUAGUACCAUCAUAUAUAUUUUGAGCAGUUGUUUGUAAGAAAAUUAUAAUUUAGAAUCCAAGUAAUUUAUGGCAUUUGCAAAAACAAAGACUACAUAUGCGCUAGCUAUAUAAAAAUACAUAUGUAAUAAGUUUGGAUGAUCGGAUGAUAAACAUAAACAUAUAUCUAAUAAACAAGCAAGAUGUGUUUAAAAAUCAAUAAA
This is a messenger RNA of Drosophila grimshawi, 2850 nucleotides long. It is a transcript of the gene Hsp83, whose product is annotated as heat shock protein 83. The transcript has 2 exons. Lineage: Eukaryota; Metazoa; Arthropoda; Insecta; Diptera; Drosophilidae. The record is from RefSeq and is a predicted model, not a curated record. Gene Ontology annotation, biological process: cellular response to heat; protein stabilization; protein folding. Gene Ontology annotation, molecular function: ATP hydrolysis activity; ATP binding; ATP-dependent protein folding chaperone. Gene Ontology annotation, cellular component: protein-containing complex; cytosol; plasma membrane. The coding region runs from base 246 to 2384 and encodes 712 amino acids.